AUGGGACAGGCCCUUAGGAUCAAGAGCUGUGACUUCCAGGCAGCAAGAAACAAUGAGGAGCAUCACACCAAGGCCAUUAGCUGCAGAAGCCUCAUUGUGAGGAGAGGACAGCCCUUCACCAUUCGCCUGCGCUUCCGAACACCAGUGCCCAGAUUUGGGUCUGCCUUGAAGAAGGUGGCCCUCAUUGCACAAACUGGAGAUCAGCCUUCGGCCACCAGCAGGACCCAGGCCACAUUCCCUAUUUCCAGUCUGGGAGACCCUAAGUGGUGGAAUGCUGCGGUGGUGGAUAGAGACCCGGAUUCCUGGACCAUUUCAGUGACCGCGCCCACGGAGGCUGUCAUCGGUCACUAUUCACUCCUGCUGCAGGUCUCGGGCCGGAAGCCGCGCCUCUUGGGCCGGUUCACUCUGCUCUUCAACCCCUGGAGUCGAGAGGACAAUGUGUUUCUGGAAAAUGAGGCCCAGCGCCAGGAGUACUUGCUGAACCAGAAUGGCAUCAUCUACCAGGGCACCGCUGACUGCAUCCAGGCAGUGGCCUGGGACUUUGGUCAGUUUGAGAAAGAUGUCAUCGACCUCAGCCUAACCUUACUGAGCGUGGACAAGCAGGUGGAGGAAUGGGGCAACCCCCAGCACGUGGCCCGCAUUCUGGGUGCCUUGCUGCAUGCACUUCAGGAGAAGCAAGUCCUGCCCAUGGACCAGUCCACCCAAGAAGGGGCCUUGCUGAGCAAGCACCGGGGCAGUGUUCCCAUCCUAAGGCAGUGGCUCACAGGCCACGGGCGGCCAGUGUAUGCAGCCCAGGCCUGGGUGCUGGCCGCUGUUGCCUGCACAGCACUGCGAAGUCUGGGAAUCCCUGCCCGUGUCAUCACCACCUUUACCUCCGCCCAGGGCACUGGUGGAGGCCUGCUGGUUGAUGAGUACUACAAUGAGGAGGGGCUCCAGAAUGGAGAAGGCCAGCGGGGGAGAAUCUGGGUCUAUCAGACUUCUACAGAGUGUUGGAUGAACCGGCCUGAUUUGCCCCCAGGCUAUGUUGGCUGGCAGAUUCUGCACCCAAGCUCCCUUCAAGGAGGUGAAGUCCUGAAGGCCUGUGACCUAGUUCCAGUCAGAGCCAUCAAGGAGGGAACACUGGAGCUGACCCCUGCUGUGGCAGAUCUCUUUGCUGCAGUCAACGCCUCAUGUGUAGUGUGGAAGUGCCGGGAGGACGGGGCACUGGAGCUAACUGAUUCCAACACUAAGUAUGUAGGAAACAAUAUCAGCACCAAGGGUGUGGGCAGCGACCGCUGUGAGGACAUCACUCAGAACUACAAGUACCCCGAAGGAUCUCUUCAAGAGAAAGAGGUGCUGGAAAGAGUCCAGAAAGAGAGAAUGAAACAAGGGAAAGACAAUGGCAUCCACCCUCCCAGUCUCGAGAUGACUGAUCCCCUGUACCUGUUCCUGGAAACUCCCCCCGUCCUACCUCUGGGAGGAGAUAUGCAGCUCUCUCUGACACUGAUUAACCCUAGUGACCAGGAGAAGACUGUACAGCUGGCCAUUGGGGUACAGGCGGUGUACUAUAAUGGUGUCCUUGCUGCUGAGCUCUGGAAAAAGAAGAUGCUCCUUAAUCUCAGUGGAAACCUGGUUCAGAGAAUCACCACCAGCCUAUCCUUCAGCCAUUUUGAACAAAAUCCGCCAGAGGACACCUUCCUCAGACUCACUGUUGUGGCAACACACUCCCAGUCCAGUCUCAGCUGCUUUGUGCAGGAAGACAUUGCCAUCAGGAGACCACAACUUACCAUCGAGAUGCCAGAGAAAGCAGAGCAAUUCCAACCUCUUACUGCCACAGUCAGUAUCCACAACACCCUGGAUGGUCCCAUGAAGGACUGUUUCAUCUCCAUCCUUGGAAGGGGACUCAUCCACCAGGAGCGGAACUACCGACUAAGGUCAGUGAGGCCUGGAAACACCUUACGCACACAAUUUCAGUUCACACCGACACACGUGGGGAUACAGAGACUGAUUGUGGAGAUGGACUGUAACAUGUUCCAGAAUCUAACCAGUUACAGAAAUGUUACUGUAGUGGCCCCCCACCUUCCAGCUUAA
Molecule: messenger RNA, 2070 nt
Organism: Suncus etruscus (white-toothed pygmy shrew)
Lineage: Eukaryota; Metazoa; Chordata; Mammalia; Eulipotyphla; Soricidae
Gene: EPB42
Product: erythrocyte membrane protein band 4.2
Exons: 13
Coding region: 1-2070 (689 amino acids)
Biological process (GO): peptide cross-linking
Molecular function (GO): protein-glutamine gamma-glutamyltransferase activity
Source: RefSeq, a predicted model, not a curated record